CCCCCCCCCCCCCCCCCCCCUCCCCAGUUGAUGCCGAGGAUCAUGACCAUGAACCACCAGUCGGUUGCCACCGCGCCGCUGGAUCUGCGCACCAGUAACCGAGAGCGUGGGAGCGCCGGGUCGAGGACUCCGGACUGCAAAGGUCACGCCGAGGACGCUCGAGGGAAAGACGCCUCACCUCCGUGCACAGGACAAGACCGACCGGAAACACACUGCCCCGCGGUCAGAAGCGCACCGGGCCCAGAAAACGGCGCUGCUCGCAAACGGCCAGCGGACAAGUCUUCCUACAGGCUGCCUUUUAGGAAACGCCCGAUUCCCGUCGAGCCGGAGUCCCACGCGCAGUCGCCGGUUUUACCAGAGAGCGGAGACCGCUUGGCUCCUCCGGUGGACGCGGACUUCACAUGGCGACAGAGCUCCGCCGGUCGUUUGGAAACGACCGCAAGUGAAAGCAGGGUCGCCGCGGCACCAGCGACUCUCAGGCGGGCUGAAGAGGCAGGGCAGAGUCCGGAUGGAUAUCCCGUUCGCUUCCUGCACCCGUUUGAUUACGGUCCAUACCCGGUGUGCUGCUUGCCCCCGGCCCCCGAGUUGAACCACCCUCUGACCCACCACGCCGAAAGCCUGCGGACUGGUAUCGCUCUGGCUACACGUCAAGAUGAAGACGGAGACACAGCUCUCCACAUAGCAGUGGUACAGGAGGAGUUGGCCCUCGUCCGCAAACUGAUCCAGCUCCUGCUGUGGGCUCGCAGAGGCCUUGAUAUCUACAACAACCUCCGUCAGACUCCCCUUCAUCUGGCAGUGAUCACCCAGCAGGCAAACAUGGUGGAGGCUUUGUUGAGAGACGGGGCCGACCCUGCUGCCUUGGACCGUAACGGCCAAACAGCGCUCCAUCUCUGCUGCGAAUAUGACCAGCGUGACUGUCUGUCGUUUGUGCUUUCUCACUCCCAAUCCUCCAUGUGCUUGGAGAUCAGAAACUAUGAGGGUUUGAGCCCUCUCCAUCUGACGGUGCUGCGCGGCCAGAAAGAUUUGGCCAGAAUGCUGCUGGAUGCAGGCGCUGACAUCAAUGCUAUGGACAUCAAGAGUGGCCAAAGUCCUCUCAUGCACGCAGUGGAGAGCAAUAAAGCAGAUAUGGUCAACUUCCUCAUUGAGGUAAUGAGGGUGUGUGGGCAGAGAGGCUGUGAUGUGAACAGCCAGUCAUACAGUGGGAACACAGCCCUGCACAGUGCUUGUGGCCGAGGUCAGGUGGACACGGUGCGGCUAUUGCUAAAGAGUGGAGCUGACAGCAGCCUCAAGAACUACCACAAUGACACCCCUGUGAUGGUGGCUAAGAACAAGAAAGUAAGCGACAAAAUAGCAGAUGUGUUACGAGGGAGAGGCUCCAACCAGAUUUGUGUGUCUGUCUCACCACAUGGGAGCAGCUUUACGGAAAAUGGGUCCCCAUCUCCCAACCACAGUCGCGGUUGUUCACCUUUGACUACACCACACACCCCUCAUCAUAGUGCCUCCCAUUCUCCAAAGGCUCCAUCUACGCUUGUAUUUCCAUUUUACUAGCUCAAAGUAUUUGUUGAGUGCAAGUUGCAACUACCUCCACACAGCCAACCAAAAAAGAGACAUCAAUGCCCACAAGGACUUCCAGAAGAAUGUUCAGCUAAUGGGAUGACAAACCAGCAAAAGACUGCACCUGAAAUUAAACUUUCCUAGAAGCUGGCCUUCUUUUCCUG
Cyclopterus lumpus (lumpfish) is the source of this 1718-nucleotide messenger RNA. RefSeq names its product BCL3 transcription coactivator (gene bcl3). Bases 31 to 1548 code for a protein of 505 amino acids. NCBI's taxonomy places the organism in Eukaryota, Metazoa, Chordata, Actinopteri, Perciformes, Cyclopteridae. The transcript is spliced from 9 exons. Gene Ontology annotation, molecular function: protein binding. The record is from RefSeq and is a predicted model, not a curated record.